UUCAAGACAGAAGAGUCCCCUAAACCUCCGACGAAUGUUGUUGUUAUGUUCUAAACUUUGCUGGCGAUUGACAGCUUCCUUCCGCCGUCGCCCUCAUUUUAGUCUCUCUUCUUCUUCUUCUUCUUGGCGCCUCAUUUCCUCUUCCCCACCGCCAUCUUCUCCCAUGGGUAAGAAGUCCAAUGAUCACUCCUCUGCUCCUCUCGACCAUCCCAAAGACGAUGCUUAUCUUCAAACCAUCAUACCCAAACGCAUAACUUUCUUCGACUCCAUCAAAGCUCAACAGCUCGCUCAUCUUCAGUCCAUCUCUGGCGACCCUAUCAAGAUAACAUUACCCAACGGAACUGUGAAGGAAGGAAAGAAAUGGCUGACUACUCCCUUAGACAUUGCUAAGGAGAUAUCCAAGAGCUUGGCGUCGAAUGCCUUGAUUUCAAAGGUUAAUGAAGUUCUUUGGGAUAUGACUAGGCCGCUCGAGGAGGAUUGCGAGCUCAAGUUGUUCACUUUUGAUAGCGAUGAAGGUCGCGAUACCUUUUGGCAUUCUAGUGCUCAUAUUCUCGGGCAGGCUUUGGAGGUCAAAUAUGGGUGCCAGUUGUGCAUUGGACCUUGCACAACAAGAGGCGAGGGUUUCUUUUAUGACGCUUACUAUGGUGAUCUGGGCCUCAGUGAGGAACAUUUUAAAGGGAUUGAAGCACGAGCAGCGACUGCAGCUUCGGAAAAGCAGCCUUUUGAGCGCAUUGAGGUUUCAAGGCAGCAGGCUCUUGAGUUAUUUUCUGAAAAUAAAUUUAAGGUUGAAAUAAUCAAUGACUUGCCAGAAGACAAAACUAUUACAGUUUAUAGGUGUGGACCUUUGGUUGAUUUAUGUCGUGGACCGCAUAUACCAAAUACAUCUUUUGUGAAGGCUAUGGCUUGUCUAAAGGCUUCAUCAGCAUAUUGGAGGGGAAACAAAGACCGUGAAAGUUUGCAAAGAGUGUAUGGCAUUUCAUAUCCUGAUUCGAAACGCCUGAAGGAAUAUUUAUUAAGGUUGGAAGAGGCAAAAAAGUAUGACCACAGAGAGCUAGGAAAGAAUCAGGAGUUAUUCUUCUUCCACCCUCUCAGCCCAGGAAGUUGCUUCUUUCUUCCUCACGGUACUCGGAUCUACGACAAGUUGGUAGAUUUUAUCAGAAAGGAAUAUUGGAAAAGAGGUUACGAAGAGGUUGUGACUCCAAAUAUCUAUAAUAUGCAACUUUGGGAAACAUCUGGUCAUGCAGCAAAUUACAGAGAAAACAUGUUUUUACUUGAGAUUGAGAAGCAAGAAUACGGUCUUAAGCCCAUGAACUGUCCAGGCCAUUGCUUAAUAUUUGAUCAUAGAGUUCGUUCAUAUAGAGAACUCCCUAUUCGCAUUGCUGAUUUUGGAGUAUUGCAUCGAAAUGAGGCCAGUGGCGCACUUAGUGGGUUAACCCGUGUUAGAAGAUUUCAGCAGGAUGAUGCUCAUAUCUUCUGCAGGGAAUCCCAGAUAAAAGAGGAAGUCAAGAAUGUAUUGGAGUUUAUCAGUCACAUUUAUAAAAUAUUUGGGUUUACUUUUGAUCUUAAACUAUCCACGAGGCCAGAAAAAUCUAUGGGAGAUAAGGAAACAUGGGACAAGGCUGAAGCUGCUCUUCAAGAAGCAUUGAACGAGUCUGGCAAACCAUGGGAGAUAAAUGAAGGCGACGGUGCAUUUUAUGGACCAAAAAUUGAUAUCAGUGUUUCUGACGCUUUGAAUAGAAAAUUUCAGUGUGCAACAUUGCAGCUGGACUUCCAACUUCCUAUAAAAUUCAACUUAUCAUAUUCAGCAGAAGAUGAAGCUAAAAAAGAGCGACCUGUUAUGAUACACCGUGCUAUCCUAGGUUCUGUCGAACGAAUGACUGCCAUACUUUUGGAGCAUUACAAAGGAAAGUGGCCAUUUUGGCUUAGCCCACGUCAAACAAUUGUUUGUCCCGUUUCAGAGAAAUCCGAAGCAUAUGCCUUGCAGGUGAAGGACCAGAUUCACGAAGCUGGUUUCUAUGUGGACCUGGAUACUAGUGACAGGACCAUCCAGAAAAAGGUUCGAGAAGCUCAGCUAGCCCAGUUUAAUUACAUAUUGGUUGUGGGUGAGAAGGAAGUUGAAUCUAAACAGGUAUGCUUGAGAGAGAGAGACUCGGCAAAACUCUCAAAUUUGAGCGUAGAUGACUUGCUGAAAUUCUUCGCCGAACAAGUUGCAGCCUACAAAUAGAGAAUCCAUUUUAUUUAUGUUGAUAUCAUUUGACACUAAAGUUUCGCCAUAAACAAUACACUUAGAGUCUUUCAAUAUGUUGUUGUCUCAAAAUAUUAUUACAAGUCUUUUGUUUGGAUUUAUGGAUGAAAAGUUUGGUUAAUCUAUAGCUAAAUCAUCACCAUACCAUCAUUUUAAAUUUCAUUGGAUUUUACUUUUUGAAUUAAGAUGUUAAUGAAUGACUUAGCCUGGAUUCUACAUAAUAUGGUUUGAGUUGUUCAUUGAA
Impatiens glandulifera is the source of this 2489-nucleotide messenger RNA. Its product is annotated as threonine--tRNA ligase, mitochondrial 1-like. Bases 35 to 2224 code for a protein of 729 amino acids. Lineage: Eukaryota; Viridiplantae; Streptophyta; Magnoliopsida; Ericales; Balsaminaceae. Gene Ontology annotation, biological process: threonyl-tRNA aminoacylation. The record is from RefSeq and is a predicted model, not a curated record. The transcript is spliced from 20 exons. Gene Ontology annotation, cellular component: chloroplast; mitochondrion; cytoplasm. Gene Ontology annotation, molecular function: ATP binding; threonine-tRNA ligase activity.